AUGAUGGAUCAUGAUCACGAUGGUAUCAUUAGCAAAAGUGAUCUUCGUGCAACUUUUGAUACAGUUGGAAAAUUAGCCAAUGACAAAGAAUUAGAUGAAAUGAUAAAUGAAGCCUCUGGACCCAUUAAUUUCACACAAAUGUUGACACUUUUUGCCAAUAGAAUGUCAUCAGGAGGAGUCGCCGAUGAGGAUGAUGUCGUCAUCAAUGCUUUCAAGUCAUUUGACAAAAACGGCUAUAUCGAUAGCGAACAAUUAUCUCACGCUCUCAUGACCUGGGGAGACAAAUUCACUCAAAAAGAAGUCAACGAAGCCAUGGAUGCUUGCGACGUAGACGAUGAUGGCAAAAUCAACACCCAGGCUUUAAUAACCAUGUUGACAGCUAAGGGAGAUGAUGAAGAAGAAGGUGCUGCCGAAUAA
This is a messenger RNA of Pediculus humanus corporis (human body louse), 417 nucleotides long. RefSeq lists its product as uncharacterized. The transcript has 4 exons. Gene Ontology annotation, cellular component: cytoplasm; myosin II complex. Gene Ontology annotation, molecular function: calcium ion binding; myosin heavy chain binding. Gene Ontology annotation, biological process: locomotion; post-embryonic development. The coding region runs from base 1 to 417 and encodes 138 amino acids. The record is from RefSeq and is a predicted model, not a curated record. NCBI's taxonomy places the organism in Eukaryota, Metazoa, Arthropoda, Insecta, Psocodea, Pediculidae.